This is a messenger RNA of Lactuca sativa (garden lettuce), 681 nucleotides long. RefSeq lists its product as uncharacterized. Lineage: Eukaryota; Viridiplantae; Streptophyta; Magnoliopsida; Asterales; Asteraceae. Gene Ontology annotation, molecular function: protein dimerization activity. The record is from RefSeq and is a predicted model, not a curated record.
AUGGUUAGAGGGACAAUAUACGCAUUGCAAUCUUUAAGAGACACGGGGUUUGCUAGCAUUUUGCCAAAGGAUUUUUAUAUUGGUUCUAGAAACCGUACGACCACAAAGACCAAUAGAUUUCACUUUGAGGUUGAAAUCUUCAACACGGUGGUGGAUAUGCAACUGACUGAAUAUCGAGAUCGAUUUAGUGAAACAAGCACCCAGUUACUAGAAUACAUGGGUGCUUUGAGCCCUUGUGAUUCAUUUUCACAAUUUCACAAAUCAAAGUUGUUGAAGUUGGCUAAGUUGUACAAGUAUGACUUUGAUGAUUCGGAUUUGAUAGAUCUUGAAGGACAACUUGAGAUAUUUUACCACUCUUCCAUCAAAGAUGAGCAUUUUACCACUUUGAAAGGAAUUUCUGAGCUUUCUCGUUUAAUGGUUAGUAUGAGGAAACAUCGGUCUUAUCCUUUGGUUUAUAAGCUUUUAAAGUUGGCUUUGAUAUUACCCGUAGCAACCGCUAGUAUAGAAAGAUGUUUUUCAAAGAUGAAGCUCUUGAAGACCGACUUGUGCAACAAGAUUGGCGAUGAGUUUUUGAAUGAUGCGUUGCUUUGCUAUGUUGAGACCGAAGCACUUGUGAAAGUUGAGAAUGAAAAGGUAAUGGAACAGUUUCAAAAGAUGUCCGCACGAAGAGGACAAAUUUAA